This is a messenger RNA of Moesziomyces antarcticus, 5247 nucleotides long. Its product is annotated as BTB domain and ankyrin repeat protein. Gene Ontology annotation, molecular function: protein binding. The coding region runs from base 1 to 5247 and encodes 1748 amino acids. Lineage: Eukaryota; Fungi; Basidiomycota; Ustilaginomycetes; Ustilaginales; Ustilaginaceae. The record is from RefSeq and is a predicted model, not a curated record. The transcript has a single exon.
AUGGUCGCUCCCACGCUCUUGGAUUGCUGGCAUGUGCGCGAUGUUCAAAGAUUUCGCGCCCUACUCAAAGGCAGCCCGCCGGACAAGAACAAUCACAACGCGCAGCAUGUAGGCGCCAAUGGCUCUUACGGCGCGAGUGCUUCGUUUUCUAGAUCGCCUCACAGCUUUCGCGAUCCGUCCGUGCCUUGUCCGCCAGCGGAAGUCAACCGACGCGACCACUACGGCCGCACCGUCCUGCAUCACAUCGCAUCGUGCACCGAGCCCGGUAGCAUCGGCUACCUCAGCUCCCUCCUCGCGCAUCCCAGCGUCAACAUCAAUCUUCAGGAUGGCGAAAGUGGCUACACCGCGCUCCACCGCGCGCUCUACGCCGCCAACCUCCAGAUCGCCAUCAUCCUCCUUCGCAGAUCCGAUCUCGACCUCCGAAUCAAGGACUUCGAGGGUCUUACCGCCUUUGACCUCUACAACUCCACUGUAGCUGGAACCAACCCGCCAGCGGAUGCUCUUUCCUUCGAACCGGCACGCCACCACCACGAGCGCACUCUCACACAGCUCUUCACAUGGGGUUCCAACCGCAACUACAACCUUGGACUUGGAGAUGGCGAUGAUCGUCAGCUUCCGGACAAGAUCACCUUGCGCCGGCAGCCGGCAGCCAACUCGUCUUCGGCAGAGGAGAACUUCAGAGCCUCUCUUCCGGCAGGCAAGAAGUUCGACCGCAUCGGUAUCAAGGACAUCGCCAUGAGCCGCCUCCACACCGUCGUGCUUACCGACGAAAAGGUCGCGAAUGUGUGGGUGUGCGGCCUCGGUGCCAACGGCAGACUAGGUCGCUCGCCCCAGACACAAACGUCCUUUGAGCCGCUCAAAGAUUUCGCCGAGACAGCGCGCUCCGUCGCCGUCGCUCAAGAUCACACUCUCAUCAUCACCGCCUCGGGCGCAGUCUACUCGUUUGGACUCAACAGGUUUGCGCAGCUCGGAUACACAAUCGAGCAAGAAUUUGGUACUGUCGCCUCGACAACAGCAAAGCUUGCCGGAGGCGCGGGCGUUACCUUUGGACAACCUGCCAAUACACCACAGGUUGAGCUCGACAUUCAGAUCUCGCCUCGACGCAUCGUCGGUCCACUCAAGAAGGAAUUCGUGCUUGGUGCAGCAUGCAGCAAGCUGCACUCGGUAGUCUUCACUUCAGAGGGCCUCUUCACAUGGGGCACCAACACCGGUCAGCUCGGUUAUGACCGUAGCGGAACUGCCGUCCAGGUUCAGCCACGCAAGGUCACGGCGCUCGCAGCAGGCUCGGGGAUCCAGCAGGUCGCCGCCUCCGACUUUGGCACCGCUUGCCUCAUGGAAGGCGGCGAUGUCUUUGUAUGGCACAACGACACGCACUUCCGCAUCAACUUCCCCCUCGCACGCUUCUCCAGCAGCAUCUCGGUCUUUCGUCCCAGGCAGGUGCAGCCUAAGGCGCUCAUCUCCAAACUAUCGAGCAGCGGCAACACGUUUGCUGCUCUUAGUGACAUGGGCGACCUGUUCACCUUCAAUCUUGAGCAUCCUUCCGAAUACAGCAGCACCGGCACCGUCGGUCGCGCUCCCGCCGCGGCUGGAUCCGCUGCCAAAUCAUCGGCUGCACAGACGGCGCCCAAGCCACAACUACUCUGGUCCGUCCGCAAAAAGUUCACUGCCGUGCGCGAUGUUGCCAUCGGCGCCGACGGCUCGGUCAUCCUAUGCACCGAAAGCGGACAUUGCUUCGUCCGUCCUCGUCGCAGCGACACCGGUGGAAAGGGCGGCGGCGGCAAAAACUUCAAGUUCCAGCAGAUCCCUUACCUCCAACGCGUCGUCAAAGUCGCCACGAGCGAGAGCGGUGCUCUGGCCGCAAUCAAGGCGGAUCCAGGCAUGCGUGAUGUGCGCGUCAAAGGAAGGACUGUCGAAGAGGCGCUGCGCGAUCUGCUUCCACACCUCAAGGUGCAGACGCUGUCGGAGGAUGUGGAAAAAGAAAGAGGCAUCACCUCAGAGGUGGUCGAGAUCUCGGAUGUUCGCAGCGAGGCUGGAUCCGAGAGCGAAUCAGAGGAGGAGCCCGAAGACACGCCAGCGCGUGUCGGAAGCGAUGCUGCCAAAUACGUCAAGAUGGCGCUCCUCAUCACAGAGGCCGCCAAGCGAUGGGUCGCAGGCAGACAAAUAUCGGGAGUACAGGCCGACGACAGUCAGGCCGGUGCUCCAGCUGCACCGACAACUACCAGGCGCGAAGCUUUUUAUGGUCCGCACAACCUUGUUCCGCCUUUCGGUUGCGACGCUUUCCUGAUCGCGGAAGGACACUAUCUUCCGGUGCACAAGCUCAUCCUAGGCGCAAGGAUUCCGAGCCUGCAAGCGGCACUGCAGAACACAAAGACGAAAGAGUCACUGCCGCAGGGCAUCAAGGUUAACACAGUGGGGGACGGCAAGCGCAUCACUGUGCUGACCCUGUCGAAUUGCAGCUUCGUGUCGGCGCUUUUCCUCCUGCACUAUCUGUAUUCGGACGACUUGCCUCCCAUCUGGGUCCCGAGUAUUGGUCUCGUCAUCGACAGAGAGCUCAAGGCGGCCAAGAUUGACCGCGCUCGCAUCCAAGCUGAACUGCUCAGCCUUGCGGAGCGCCUCGGCCUGUCAUCGCUCGCGGCCAACAUCAAGGCCAGCUUGCCACGCCAGCCAGAGCCGACGCUUCGCGAGCACAUGUCCCAACUCUUCCAAUCGUUCGUCGACGUUGAAGUUGCAGAGACCCGACGGGAAUCGAGCUUCAGCGACGUUUUGCUGCGCUUCUCCGACCGCACGAUCCCAGCACACUCUGUCAUCCUCCGAAGAUCGCCAUUCUUCGCCGCCUUGUUCCAGCCGCAUUGGACUGCAGAGCGAUGGGAAGGCAACAACACCAUCACGCUCGACAUGAGCCACAUGCGUUGGGAAGUGGCGCGCAUCGUGCUUAUGCACCUGUACACGGACAUGGGCGAGACCAUCUUCAGUGGGUGCGACCAGGAACGGUCGUUGGAGCAGUACAUGGACUUCCUGGCCGAAGUGAUGGCAGCCGCCAACGAGAUGCUGCUCGACAAGCUCAAGCUGGUCGUCAGCUCGCUGCUACGCAAGCGUGUUCUAGCGCAUACUGUCGGCGCGGUGAUGACCGAGGCUGACUUUUACAGGGCAGACCAGCUCAAGGACAUCACGAUGGACUACUGCACCAAGAGCAUGGAGGCGCUCCUGGAAGGUGGCCGCCUCAACGAACUCGACAACGGUAUGCUGCGAGCGCUCACUGCGUACGUGCGCCGCAAGCAAGAUGAAAAGCUGCAUCGCACCUUCAACGAGGACCGGGUUGCUGCGCUGGUCGAGAAGCACCGCGAGUUCUACGAUGACCUUGACAUCCCGCCACCCAGCCUGCAUCUCAUUGCCAACACCGUGCGACCUAAGCGUGCAGCUCCUGCUGGCAUCAAGUCUCCAUCGCUACUGCCGCAAGGCGCCAACCGACGUCGGUCGAAUUCACGUUUCGGCAUCUCAAAUCCCGCCAGUCCGGAUGCGCUUCGGCCACUCGACAGUAUCGCGCAACGAACGGCUGCAGACGAUUCGAGCGAGAUGUUCGCUAUGGACGACGAGAACCUGUCGACACCCCGCAAGGAGGCGAGCGUGCGCACGCAAGGCUCGCCAUGGGCCGUCCUGCCGCAAGUGGCGCACUUGAGCCUGGAUGAUUCCGUCGACAAGGGCUCUCCAGCUCGGCCGUGGAAAUCCAGAACGGUGGAGGCAGAGCGGAGGCAGGCUACCCCAGACGUGCCGGGGUCACCUGCGUCUCGCCCGUCGGAUGCCCCGACCGACCUGCGCAGCAUCAUGGCCAAGGAGCAGCAGCGCCAGCAUUAUCAGUCAGCCUUGCCGCAUCUUUCCAACGCUACAACUCCGAGCGGAUCUGGCACAUCGACGCCGGUGCAGAGAGCGGCAGCCCCUGGCUUUGAGCUGUCGCCCGUCAACAUCGCAAGCACACGACUCUCUCAGAAAGAGCGCAAGCGACUGCAGCUGCAGCAGGAGGCGGCAGCUAGUGCAGUAGCUGUGCCUGCGCAGACCCGCAGUGCCAGCUCGUCUUCACCGUGGAACAGGGCUACUGCCGGGUCGUCACCCCCUGAUAAACCUGCCGCUUCGUCGCCAUGGAGCUUGAAGGCAGCAGCUACAACGGCCAUGGCUCUGUCGACUUCUCACGAGGGCUCCCCUGCAGCGGCUUUCAGUCCGAGUGGGCGACGUCCGUCUGCAGCACCUGUGCAGCCCGGGUCAGGCUCCCGUCCAUCACUGUCCGAAGCUUCUGCAUCGCCAGCCGCUAACAUGGGCCCGACGUACACUCCAAUGCGCAUGGAGGCCAAGUCGACGCCUAAGCGCAUGAUGAGCAACGAGGCUGCUUGGUCGACACCCACGGUGGUGCCGGCCCGCGGCUCGUUCGGCACAUCGCCGUCUCGGCCUGCAGCUCCUCUUGCUUCGCGAGAGCCGGCGUCCAACAUGCAGCGGUCGCUACUUGGCGCCUCCCGACCUUCGCUCGAUGCAACCGCCGAACGUGCCACUUCGCCUGCUUCGACAGCACACCUGACCUUCGCUCAAAUCCAGGAGCAGCAGCGACUGGCCAUCGAGGCAGAGCAGGAGACGAUCAAGCAGGCCGCUGCUGCGCGGCGCAGCUUCCUCGACAUCCAAGAGGAAGAGCGCCAGGCAGAGGAACGGCGCAGAGAGGAGCAGAAGCAAGCUGCCGAGUUCGAAAAAUGGUUUGCCGAAGAGUCGAAGCGCGUGCAAAGGCAAACCAAGGCGAGCAAGUCUGGCACCAAUGGAGCGGCUGGUGCGACUGCCAGCAAGGGCAAGGCGCAAAAGAAGACGGCCAACAAGCAGCAGCCGCAGCAGCAAGGAUCGCGUCCUCCGCCCGAUGCGAAAGCCUCGGAAAGCAAAGCGCCCGGGGCCGGAAAGAAGGGCGGUGCUGGUGCAGGAAAGGGCAAGCAGUCGAACCCGACCAAGUCGGCCCCCACGCAGGAGCAAGGAGAUGGACCCAACGCCGACCGUAGGGCAGGCAAGCAGCGAUCGGGAUCCGUAUCGCACAGUAAGCCAGCAGUGGACAAGCCGUCGCCGAAGAACGUGGACCGCAACGGCGGCAAGAAUGGACGGACACCCGACCACGAUGCCCGCAAACCACUUCAGCCCCCACCGCAGCAUCUGCCUGCGAAGCCGUCCAAUGCCGACCCCUCGCUCUCGGCAGCGGCGCCCAGCUUCACCCCGCGACACUCCUAG